GAAAUUGAAUGAUGUAAAGAAUAAAGAUAAGGUCUAAAAUUUUAUCUACUGACGGUUGGACGACGAAAAAAACGAUACGAAUAGAAACAAGCUUAGCGAAGAAAAGAGAAAAGCACGAACACCAAAUUUCAAAAUCCAAUUGUAAAAUGUCAAAGUUACUAUUUUAUAUUUUCUUAUUUUGCAUGUAUUAUACUUUAGCAAAAAAAUUUAAGGACAACGAAAAACCUUCAUGGGCAAAGAAAGAUAUUCGAGACUUCAGUGAUGCCGACAUGGAACGGUAAAUAUUUUUAUUGAAACGUCCACGUAGAUACUCAAUAAAUUGCUAUUACAAGCUUUCUUUUAAUCUUUUUAGUCUUUUUGACCAAUGGGAGGAAGAUGAAGAACCUCUUCCAGAAGAUGAAUUACCUGAACAUCUUCGCAAACCGCCCCCUAUUGAUCUGACUAAAAUGGAUAUGUCCAAUCCAGAAGCUGUGCUUCAAGCAACUAAGAAAGGGCAAACCCUUAUGAUGUUUGUUUCAGUAGCCAAUAAUCCCCCACGAGCAAGGACUGAAGAACUUACUAAGAUAUGGCAAGCAAGUCUUUGGAGCAAUCAUAUACAAGCUGAAAGAUACCUUAUUGAUGAUGACAGAGCUAUAUUCAUGUUUAAAGAUGGGUCACAAGCUUGGACUGCAAAAGAGUUUCUCAUAGAACAGGAUGAGUUGAAAGAAGUGCAAUUAGAAAGCCAAACAUAUCCUGGAAAGAAUCCUAAUGUGCGAAACAAAGCAGUACGGGAUGAAUUAUAAUAUUCAUCACUUUUUAGUUCUUUUAAAAGCAAAUUUCCUUAGCCAGAUUAGAUGCAUUUAAAUUCCUUUGUUUUUCUUAAAGGAGUCAAUUUCAUAAGAUAAGUUUUAAAUGGUUAAGAUGAGAUGGGAUGCAAAUAGAAAUUUCUCUAUAUUUUAUCAAAUUUUGUUCCAAUUUCAUGAGUUGUUACUGAAUUUUGUACAUUAUCAGGUAAUCUAUCCAUAAAUAUAGCUAGAUAAACAUAUGAGUACCUAUAUGAACAAGAAUGUAGGCAUGUAGUCUACUUAUUUAUUGUUAAUACAAAUUAAAUACUAAAAUAGUUUUGAAACUUACUUAUAUUCAGUUAUUGCAACAUCUGUUUAUGAUAUUCAUGAUAAGUUUAAAGAAUAUCAAUUUCAUUGUGGUUUCAACUUAAAAAAAAAUCAUCACCAUAUUUGAUUCUGUGGAAAUUGAAUAACUUAAAAGAAUUUCAUUAUCAUUACAGCCCUUCACAAGUCCACUGCUGAACAUAGGCCUCCCCCAAAGAAUGCCACAAAGCACGGUCCUGAGCCACCUGCAUCCAUUGACUUCCUGCUUACCAGGUCGUCACUCCAUCUCGUGGGGGGACGCCCUACACUUCGCCUACCAGUACGAGGCUGCCACUAGAGAACCUUUCUUCCCCAUCGAUUGUCGGUUCUUCGAGCUAUAUGGCCGGCCCACUGCCACUUCAGCUUACUAAUCCGUUGAGCUAUGUCGGUUACUCUGGUUCUACUGCGGAUAUCCUCAUUCCUAAGUUUAUCACGCAGAGAAACUCCGAGCAUAGCCCUCUCCAUAGCUCACUGAGCGACCUUGAGCUUCCUCAUACGGCCAGCAGUGACAACAACUACCGGCAUAGGUGUGACAUGGACAUUAAACAUGAUCUUGGUUUUGUCCAUGUUCAUCUUAAGACCUAUCCGUUGGGAAACACUAUUGAGGUCAUUGAGCAUAGUGCUUAGGUCCUCCAGCGAUUCUGCAAUAAGGACUAUAUCGUCGGCAAAGCGAAGGUGAGUGAUGUACGUAAUGACUCUCGAAAACAGCACGUAGACGCGGCUCAGAAGGGAAAUCGGUCUAUAGUUCUUCAAGAGAGCAUUGUCAUCUUUCUUGAAGAACAAGACCACCGCACUUUUGCUCCACGCCUCCGGUGUAAUGCCACCAUGGAGAACGGAAUUAAAGAGCUUCUGAAGGACUUCAAGUACCGGUCUUCCACCCGCUUUCAGAAGCUCCGCUGUAAUUCCAUCCUUGCCUGGGGCCUUACCGUUUUUAAGGUGCUGGAGAGCCAUUCUAAUCUCGCUCAGACUGACGUCCGGGAUAUCUUCGGAAUAGUGUCGGAUGAGACUCGCUCUUGGAUCGUUACUCACACUUGCGUGUGGCUCCAACGAUGAUGUGUACAGCUGCCCAUAGAACCUCUCAAUCUCACUCAAAAUCUCAGCUGUCCCGGAAACGAUGCUGCCACAUUCUGUCUUCAGCUUUGACAGUUGGCUCUUUCUGGCAGACAGAUCUCUGGCAAAGACUUUGGAGCCUUGGUUCCGCUCGAUCGCUUCUUCAAUACGAGCUGUAUUGAAGUUGCGUAAGUCCCGCCGCAUGCAUUUAGAGAUCUGUCUUCAGAUGCCUGUAUGCUGUCAAGUCUGUUGAAGAAUGUAGUUUCAUCUCCCGUCUAACAGCCAUGAGAUUAAGAGUGUAAUCGGAGAGUUUUUGUGUUCUUCUGCGGCGGGUCUUGCAGAACUUAGCUCCGACCGCAUGGACAGUUUCCACGGGCUUGUCAUUCAUAUCGUCCAAUUCAUUGCAGUCUUCCAGGCACUGAAAACGGUUUUGUAACUCGAGCUGAAAGGUUUCGGGACUUUGGAACAGAGCACGAGGGGGACGGAGCGUUGACUUCAUUAGACGAGACCUCUCCAACUUAACGUUUAGGUUCAGUGUGCCUCUAACCAUUCGGUGAUCGCUACUAGUUUUCACCCUCGCGAUCACGGAGACAUCACUGAACAGUUGACGUCUGGUCGUCAUAAUGAAGUCAAUCUCAUUUUUUGUCGAACCGUCGGGGCUCGACCAGGUCCACUUCCUGUGGGGCCGCUUCUGGAAGAAAGAGUUCAUCAUAAAGAGUCCCUCUUUCUCCAUGAAGUCGGCCAGCUGCUGGCCCCUUGGGUUCCGUUGCCCUAUUCCAAAUUUCCCUACUUUCAGCUCGCCGUUCUCUCUUGUGCCUAGUUUUGCAUUGAAGUCUCCCAUUAACACCGUAUAUUGGGUUUUGGAGGAAUGCAUGGCUCUAGAGAUAUCCUCAUACAUUUCCUCCACCUCCUCAUCGGGGUGUGCCGAGGUUGGUGCGUAAACCUGUAUGACCUUCAGCGAAUACCGUUUGGUGAUUCUGAGUAUAAGGUACGCAACCCUCGUCGACACACUCCCGAUCUUUACAACGUUGUUAACGAGAGACUUGUGGACGAUAAAUCCGACACCUCCUUGGGACAGAUGGUCGCCCUCCCGGUGAUAGAGCAAGUUACCGGAUUCGAGGAUUACCGUGUCCUCCCCCUCUCUUCGGACUUCGGAUAAUCCUAUAAUAUGCCAGCGCAACUUGUCUAUCUCUUCUUCCAGCUCCGCGAUCUUCUCGUCAGUCCUCAGGGUGCGUGUGUUGUACGUUGCCAGGUCGAGUCGUCUAAGGUGGCAACCGAACCUCCACCGGAGAUUCUUAGCACCCCCUGCCCCGCCGUUACCAUGGUCGCCACCGUAGCCAGGAAUAGCGGGGCCGCCGGGGACUGGGGGCCGUCUGUUUGUUGCUUUAUUCAUUGGGGGGAUAGUUGCCACGCUUGGCGAGCGGGUUGGCAACCGCAGUUUUUUUAUUGUAAUUUUGGCUAUUAUCAGGAAGAUGCUGCUGCCCAUCUCCUGCCUGUAUCCCUUUGUCGCCUUUUACGACACCCACGGGAGGAUUUGGGGUAGUGGAUAUUCUUGACCGCCACUACACGGCAAAAGAAUUUAGCAAUAGCCUGAUAUGGAAUUAUGAAGACAAAUUAAUUAUAACUUAAGUAAACAGUAGAUCUGAUCACAUAUGUUUUAUCACAUUUUAUAUCAUAAGUUUUAUACUAUUACAGUUACAGAAAAGUUAAAAUCAUUACAGCCCAUAACAAAUCAGGCCUCCCCCAAUACCAUAAAGCAUGGUCCUGAACCACUCUAUCAUCUUCCUGUAUACUAGGUUGUCACUAUCCAGUGAAGGCUACAGUGCUUACCGGUAUAAAUUCUAUUAUUUUUUAUUAUAUUUAUUUUCUAUUUUUUUAUGUUGGGUAAUUUUUAUAAAGUCAGAAUAUUAAAAGCUAUUUUUAUAAAUUAUCUUAAAUCUAAGCAUUUUUUAUGUAUAAGUGAAAAUAAAAGGCUUUAUAUAUACU
This is a messenger RNA of Parnassius mnemosyne (clouded apollo), 4163 nucleotides long. The record is from the annotation of a GenBank genome assembly. NCBI's taxonomy places the organism in Eukaryota, Metazoa, Arthropoda, Insecta, Lepidoptera, Papilionidae.